This is a messenger RNA of Prunus armeniaca (apricot), 3357 nucleotides long. Lineage: Eukaryota; Viridiplantae; Streptophyta; Magnoliopsida; Rosales; Rosaceae. The record is from the annotation of a GenBank genome assembly.
AUGUUCGCUAAGCUCUUCAACAAGUCAUCGCCACAGGCAGCUUCACAUCCUCGGACAAGGGUCAGACAAGCGGAUUUGGAUCCGCGCGUCACGGUUCACUAUGGGAUACCAUCCACUGCAUCCAUUCUCGCACUUGAUCGCACACAAAGCCUGUUGGCCAUUGGAACACUGGAUGGUAGGAUAAAAAUGAUAGGUGGUGAUAACAUCCAAGAGCUUCUUACAUCACCGAAGCCGUUGCCUUUUAAAAAUUUAGAGUUCUUACAAAAUCAAGGUUUUCUAGCCAGUGUCUCAAGUGAAAAUGAAAUUCAGGUUUGGGAUUUGGAACAGAGGCGCAUGGCUUCUUCUUUACAGUGGGAAUGCAAUAUAACUGCUUUCUCUGUUAUUUAUGGCACCAAUUACAUGUACAUUGGAAGUGAAUAUGCAAUCGUCUCUGUUCUGAAGUAUGAUGUUGAAGAUGGGAAAAUUAAGUUAUUGCCAUAUUAUAUUACUGCGAAUUUCAUAGCUGAAGCAGCUGGAAUGUCAUUGCCUGAUCAUCUUUCUGUUGUUGGAGUUCUCCAUCAACCCAAUUCUUUGGGAAACAGGCUGCUGGUUGCAUAUGAAAAUGGGUUGAUCAUUCUCUGGGAUGCUUCAGAAGAUCGAGUUGUUCUUGUUAGAGGUUCCAAGGACCUAAAAGUGAAGGAAAAAGCAGUCACUAGUUCUCCAAAAGACACAAGAAAUGAGCUUUCUGAUGCUACAGAAGAAAGCAAACAGGUGGAGAAAGAGAUAAGCUCUCUUUGUUGGGUAUCUGAUAAUGGGUCAAUUCUUGCCGUUGGCUAUGUAGAUGGUGAUAUAAUGUUUUGGGACUUAUCAACUGCUGCCUAUACCAAGGAUCAGAAAUCUGAAGAAUCAGAUAACAAUGUUGCAAAGCUUCAGUUAUCAUCAGGUGAUAGAAGACUCCCCGUAAUUGUUUUGCACUGGUCUGCAAAUAUGUUACAUAAACAUCAUAGGGGCCAACUCUUUGUCUAUGGUGGUGAUGAAAUUGGGUCUCAAGAAGUUCUGACGGUUCUAAGCCUUGAUUGGUCUUCAGGAAUAGAAAGUCUGAAAUGCAUAAGCCGUACAGACCUUACACUUAAUGGUUCAUUUGCAGAUAUGGCUUUAUUACCGACUGCUGCUGCAAUGGAGAGCAGCGACACGUUGCUAUUCAUUUUGACAAAUCAGGGACAACUGCAAGUCUAUGACAAGGCUUGCUUGUCUGCUUUAAUGUCUCAGGAACAGGAAAAGACUGCUGUUCCAGCAGUGCAGUAUCCUAUGUUCAUACCCACUAUUGAGCCAUACAUGACAGUGGCAAAGCUUGCUCUGGUGAAUACAGAUAAGGAAUGCUCCUCAGCUCUGUCUAAGCAAAUCUUAGUUGGAAAGAUUAAUGUAGAGGACACUUCAACGACUGGCGGUACAAAGUGGCCUUUGACUGGUGGUGUUCCCAGCCAGCUUAAUGAUGCUGAAAAUUAUCAUGUUGAGAGAGUAUAUGUAGCAGGAUACCAAGAUGGAUCAGUUCGAAUAUGGGAUGCCACAUAUCCAGCUCUGUCACUUAUCUGUGUUCUAGGAUCUGAGGUAAAAGGCAUCAGAUCUACGGUUGCAAGUGCAACAGUAUCAGCAUUGGAUUUUUGUUCUGUUUCUUUACAAUUAGCUGUUGGUGAUGAAUGUGGUCUGGUUCGUCUGUAUAAGAUAAUAGGGGGUUCAGACGGGACAAGAUUGCACUUUGUGACAACAACUGAGAAGGAAGUACAUGAUUUACAACAAGGGAAGGGGCCUCAGUGCAUGGCCGUGUUUUCUAUUCUUGAUUCUCCUAUAUGCAUCCUACAAUUUGCAAAUUUUGGAGGCAAACUUGCUGUGGGAUUUGAAUGUGGCCGGGUUGCCAUGCUUGAUAUUAGUACAUUGUCAGUUUUGUUUCUUACAGACAGUGUAUCCAACUCAAGUUCCCCAGUGAUCUGUCUGGCUAUGAAAUCAUUUUCAGAUACUAGUAGCUCAUUACAGAGUCCAGAGGACUCUGAGUCCAAGAAUUUGGGUGAUCCAGGAAAUGGAUUGACAUUCAUUAUGACCAGAAAUGGACAUAUUGUUGUUAUUGACAGUUCCUCUGGCAAUAUGAUUAGCUCUUGGCCAAUGCAUUCACAAAAGGAGUCUACUGCGGUUUCAAUGCACAUUAUUGAGGAUGGUGAUGUUUUAUGCGAUGUGUCGAGUGAAAAACAUUCAUUGGAAGUAUCUCCGAGGAAUGAAGCAAAAAGCGAUCAUGCACAAACCAGUGCUGACUCUGGAAGUACACAGCUUGAUGUUGAACCGGACACCCCCAGAGAAACUGCAUAUUUUGUACAGAGAUUAUUGAACGUAUCUGUUUUACUUUGUUGUGAGAACACAUUACAGUUGUGCUCAUUGAAGUCUGUUCUUGAGGGUGACAGUAACUCCACUCAACAGGUCGAUCUUGUAAAACCAUGUUGUUGGACUACAGUCUUCAAGAAAGAUGGGAAAGAUGGUGCACUGAUUGUAUUCUAUCAAACAGGAGUCUUUGAAAUAAGGUCUUUGCCAAAUCUUGAAGUGGUGGGAGAAUUGUCAUUAAUGUCAAUUCUAAGAUGGAACUUCAAGACCAACAUGGACAAGACAAUAUGUUCCUCUGAUCAUGGGCAAAUUAUUCUGGUAAAUGGGUGUGAAUUAGCUUUUCUAUCUCUUUUGUCCGAUGAAAAUGAAUUCAGGAUUCCGGAGUCGUUGCCUUGUCUUCAUGAUAAAGUGAUUGCAGCUGCUACAGAUGCCAUCGCCAGUUUAUCUCUUAACCAGAAACAGGUUAGUGUCCCUGGGAUUUUAGGUGGUAUCAUUAAGGGCUUAAAAGCUGGUAAAAUGGAGCAAAGCAUGGACGCAGCUGCAAAUCAUGAGAACUUUUGUCAAACUUUAGAGAACUUAUUUUCAAGUCCUCCAUUCUUGAAGCCUUCCCCAGCUGUGAAGGAUGACCAAAAAAUUCUGGAGCUUAAUAUAGAUGAUCUUGUAAUUAAUGAACCUGUUGCACCUGUUGCUAUCUCAUCUUCAUCUUCAUUCGAAAAGAACAAGAAUGAAAAGAAAGACAAGGGAACAGAGAAGGCGAGAUUAUUUGAAGGCGCAACUAGUGACACAAAACCAAAAAUGAGGACAGCUGAAGAAAUCAAGGCUAAAUACAGAGAUACUGGGGAUGUCGCUGCAGCAGCCGCACAUGCAAGAGAUAAGCUUGCAGAACGUCAAGAGAAACUUGAGAAGCUCAGCCAAAACUCAGAAGAACUGCGAAGCGGGGCAGAGGACUUCGCAUCAAUGGCAAAAGAACUCGCCAAGAGAAUGGAAAAUCGUAAAUGGUGGCACAUUUAG